AUGUAUCUGUAUGAGAAUCAAUUUGCCGAGCUGAUCUUCUUAGAUUAUCAGAAUAAUAUGGCCGAACAACUACCACGACUUAUCAUUUUUGGAGACCAAGAUGCGGACACUCUUUCAUUCAUCAAAGGCAUGGUACUACAAUCACGAAAUCUGCCAUACGCCUCCCGCUUUCUUCGAGACUGCGCAGAUGAAGUGCAGGCCCUUCUGUCAGGGCUUGGCGCUGAAGAGAGGCGCCGAUACUCGCGAUUCGAGGAUAUACUAGAGCUGGUGGUUAUCCAUGCCGAACUGGCUGAAAAAAAGUCUCUCUAG
Molecule: messenger RNA, 309 nt
Organism: Trichoderma harzianum CBS 226.95
Lineage: Eukaryota; Fungi; Ascomycota; Sordariomycetes; Hypocreales; Hypocreaceae
Exons: 1
Coding region: 1-309 (102 amino acids)
Source: RefSeq, a predicted model, not a curated record